Penicillium subrubescens is the source of this 324-nucleotide messenger RNA. Its product is annotated as O-methylsterigmatocystin oxidoreductase. Lineage: Eukaryota; Fungi; Ascomycota; Eurotiomycetes; Eurotiales; Aspergillaceae. The record is from RefSeq and is a predicted model, not a curated record. Gene Ontology annotation, molecular function: oxidoreductase activity, acting on paired donors, with incorporation or reduction of molecular oxygen; heme binding; monooxygenase activity. Bases 1 to 324 code for a protein of 107 amino acids. The transcript is spliced from 2 exons.
AUGAUACACGACCUAAAUAUCUUCUCUGACCCGAUAGUUUCCAACCCAGAAAGGUUCCUAGGAAUAGAGGGGCAUAUUCCAGAACUGGACCCGCGCUCCAUCGCCGUUGGAUUCGGAUGCCGUAUAUAUCCCGGUCACUUCUUAGCGGAUAAAACAGUCUACCUAAACGUAGCACAGACCCUCGCGGAUGGAAAUCCUAUCGUAAAGAGCCCGAGAUUUGAGCCGGGUGUUAUUAGCCAUCCAGCUCCAUUCCAAUGUUCAAUCACAGUUCGGGGCCCGUCUGAGGAGGCACUUAUCUUGUCUGUUGAACAAGAACACCCAUGA